Molecule: messenger RNA, 651 nt
Organism: Lingula anatina
Lineage: Eukaryota; Metazoa; Brachiopoda; Lingulata; Lingulida; Lingulidae
Product: cell wall protein DAN4-like
Source: RefSeq, a predicted model, not a curated record
UCACCAACAAGUAGUACUGAAACAUCACCAACAAGUAGUACUACAACAACACCAACAAGUAGUACUACAACAUCACCAACAAGUAGUACUGAAACAACACCAACGAGUAGAACUGAAACAUCACCAACAAGUAGUACUACAACAUCACCAACAAGUAGUACUGAAACAUCACCAACAAGUAGUACUACAACAUCACCAACAAGUAGUACUACAACAUCACCAACAAGUAGUACUACAACAUCAUCAACAAGUAGUACUGAAACAACACCAACAAGUAAAACAGAAACAUCACCAACAAGUAGUACUACAACAUCACCAACAAGUAGUAUUGAAACAUCACCAACAAGUAGUACUGAAACAUCACCAACAGGUAGUACUGAAACAUCACCAACAAGUAGUACCACAACAUCACCAACAAGUAGUACUGAAACAUCAACAAGUGGUACUGAAACAUCACCAACAAGUAGUACCACAACAUCACCAACAAACAGCACCACAACAUCACCAAUAAGUAGUACCACAACAUCACCAACAACCAUACCACAACACCACCAACAAGUAGUACCACAACAUCACCAACAAACAGUACCACAACAUCACCAACAAGUAGAACCACAACAUCAACGACAAACAGUACCACAACAUUACUAA